This is a messenger RNA of Haliotis rufescens (red abalone), 5365 nucleotides long. RefSeq names its product elongation of very long chain fatty acids protein 4-like. Gene Ontology annotation, biological process: very long-chain fatty acid biosynthetic process; fatty acid elongation, monounsaturated fatty acid; fatty acid elongation, saturated fatty acid. Bases 88 to 915 code for a protein of 275 amino acids. Gene Ontology annotation, cellular component: endoplasmic reticulum membrane. The transcript has 8 exons. The record is from RefSeq and is a predicted model, not a curated record. Gene Ontology annotation, molecular function: fatty acid elongase activity. Lineage: Eukaryota; Metazoa; Mollusca; Gastropoda; Lepetellida; Haliotidae.
UAUUUCUGUCACGUUCGUUAUGCAUUUGGAAUAGAAAGCGUCUGUGUCAGUACAGUCGGGAGUGGGAUAGCAGUACCAAGCGUCAUCAUGUUGGUGCAAGAGCUGCUGGAGGAUAUGAGGGGAUGGUACAACGACUCCAUGGGCAAAGCAGACCCCCGGGCCUUUGAUCUCCCCCUCGCCCAGACCCCCGUGCCCAUCCUCAGCAUCCUCCUUCUGUACAUCCUGGUCGUCCUCCACGGGCCCCGGAUGAUGGAGCAGCAGAAACCGCUCAAUCUAAGAUGGCUGCUCGUCGGCUACAACUUUUCAAUGGUAGCCUUGUCUUUCUGGAUAUUCGUGAAGACACUUCAAAUGGCGAUCCGCGGUCGUUUCAGUUUGGUGUGUCAGCCUAUAGACUACACAGAUCGACCAGACGCUAUUGAGGCGCUGUAUGUAGGCUGGCUGUUUUUCUUUUCGAAGAUUAUAGAACUUAUAGAUACGGUAUUUUUCAUUUUGAGGAAGAAAAAUUCGCAGAUAACGUUUCUACACGUGUAUCAUCACACCAGCAUAGUUGUGGUCACGUGGUCAGGCAUGAAAUGGGUAUCCGGAGGGCAAAGUUUCUUGUACCCGUUGCUCAACUCUCUGGUGCACGUCGUGAUGUACCUCUACUAUGGACUGUCCGCCAUAGGGCCCUGCAUGCAGAAGUACCUCUGGUGGAAGCGCUACCUCACCAUGUUCCAGCUGACCCAGUUUGUGCUCAUGCUUGUCCACGCAGGCGUGAACUUUUUCGUGGAGUGCGACUUUCCCAAGUUGUUCGACAAGCUGCUCUUCACAUACGCUGCCUCCAUCAUGGCGCUGUUCCUCAACUUCUACUUCAGGGCAUAUAUCCAGGGCAAGCGACGAGCCCCCUCCGUCACCAGAACAAACAAAAACAAAUAACAACAAUGUCUUCAUAGCAGUCAUGAUGUCUUGGAAUGAUUGAAAAGUCAAGUGUUUUCUAGCUUGAACGUGGUAUAUUUGUAGAUUUAACAAUUGUUAAUACUAUUCCCACCAUUUUCUUUCUUUUAAUGACAGGUCGGUAUCAUAAAUGGCUAAGACUUUGUCAACCUUUGUGAAUUUGACUUAGUCUGAUACAAUAUGUCCUCUUUACCUCAACGUCCGUAGUUUGACCCAAGCGGUGAUCCAAUGUUAGAACAUAGAGCCGAAAUAAGAACGUAGUGUCGAUAUUAGACCGUAGAGCCGAUAUUGGAUCACAGUGCCGAUAUUAGACCAAAGUGCCGACAUUAGACCACAGUACCGAUAUUAGAACAUAGUGCCGAUAUUAGAACAUGGUGCCGAUAUUAGACCAUGGUGCCGUUAUUAGACCAUGGUGCCGAUAUUGACCACAGAGCCGAUAUUAGAACAUAGUGCCGAUAUAAGAACAUAGUGUCGAUAUUAGACCAUAGAGCCGAUAUUGGAUUACAGUGCCGAUAUUAGAACAUAGUGCCGAUAUUAGACCAUGGUGCCAAUAUUAGAACACAGUGCCGAUAUUAGAACACAGUGCCGAUAUUAGACCAUAGUGUCGAUAUUGGAUUACAGUGCCGAUAUUAGAACAUAGUGCCGAUAUUAGAACAUAGUGCCGUUAUUAGAACAUAGUGCCGAUAUUAGACCAUAGUGUCGAUAUUGGAUUACAGUGCCGAUAUUAGAACAUAGUGCCUUUAUUAGAACACAAUGCCGAUAUGAGACCAUAUUGCCGAUAUUAGACCAUAGUGUCGAUAUUGGAUUACAGUGCCGAUAUUAGAACAUAGUGCCUUUAUUAGAACACAAUGCCGAUAUGAGACCAUAUUGCCGAUAUUAGAACAUAGUGUCGAUAUCAGACCAUAGAGCCUAAAAUGGAUUACAGUGCCGAUAUUAGAGCAUAGUGCCGAUAUUAGACCAUGGCCCCGAUAUUAGAACAUAGUGCCGUUAUUAGAACAUAGUGCCGAUAUAAGGAAAUAGAGCCGAUAUUUGAACAUAGUGUCGAUAUUAGACCAUAGUGCCGUUAUUAGACCAUGGUGCCGAUAUUGACCACAGAGCCGAUAUUAGAACAUAAUGCCGAUAUAAGAACAUAGCGUCGAUAUUAGACCAUAGAGCCGAUAUUGGAUUACAGUGCCGAUAUUAGAACAUAGUGCCGAUAUAAGACCAUGGUGCCAAUAUUAGAACACAGUGCCGAUAUUAGAACACAGUGCCGAUAUUAGACCAUAGUGUCGAUAUUGGAUUACAGUGCCGAUAUUAGAACAUAGUGCCGAUAUAAGAACAUAGUGCCGUUAUUAGAACAUAGUGCCGAUAUUAGACCAUAGUGUCGAUAUUGGAUUACAGUGCCGAUAUUAGAACAUAGUGCCUUUAUUAGAACACAAUGCCGAUAUGAGACCAUAUUGCCGAUAUUAGAACAUAGUGUCGAUAUCAGACCAUAGAGCCUAAAAUAGAUUACAGUGCCGAUAUUAGAGCAUAGUGCCGAUAUUAGACCAUGGCCCCGAUAUUAGAACAUAGUGCCGUUAUUAGAACAUAGUGCCGAUAUAAGGAAAUAGAGCCGAUAUUUGAACAUAGUGUCGAUAUUAGACCAUAGAGCCGAUAUUGGACCACAGUGCCGACAUUGGGUUUUAGUGCCGAUAUUGGACCACAGUGCCGACAUUGGGUUAUAGUGCCGAUAUUGGACCACGGUGCCGACAUUGGGUUAUAGUGCCGAUAUUGGACCACAGUGCCGACAUUGGGUUAUAGUGCCGAUAUUGGACCACAGUGCCAAUUUGGGUUAUAGUGCCUACAUUGGACCACAGUGCCGACAUUGGGUUAUAGUGCCUAUAUUGGACCACAGUGCCGACAUUGGGUUAUAGUGCCUAUAUUGGACCACAGUGCCGACAUUGGGUUAUAGUGCCUAUAUUGGACCACGGUGCCGACAUUAGGUUAUAGUGCCUACAUUGGACCACGGUGCCGACAUUGGGUUAUAGUGCCUACAUUGGACCACAGUGCCGACAUUGGGUUAUAGUGCCUACAUUGGACCACAGUGCCGACAUUGGGUUAUAGUGCCGAUAUUGGACCACGGUGCCGACAUUUGGUUAUAGUGCCGAUAUUGGACCACAGUGCCGACAUUGGGUUAUAGUGCCGAUAUUGGACCACGGUGCCGACAUUGGGUUAUAGUGCCUACAUUGGACCACGGUGCCGACAUUGGGUUAUAGUGCCUACAUUGGACCAGAGUGCCGACAUUGGGUUAUAGUGCCGAUAUUGGACCACGGUGCCGACAUUGGGUUAUAGUGCCGAUAUUGGACCACGGUGCCGACAUUGGGUUAUAGUGCCGACAUUGGGUUAUAGUGCCUAUAUUGGACCACAGUGCCGACAUUGGGUUAUAGUGCCGACAUUGGGUUAUAGUGCCGACAUUGGGUUAUAGUGCCGACAUUGGGUUAUGGUGCCGAUAUUGGACCACGGUGCCGACAUUGGGUUAUAGUGCCGAUAUUGGACCACAGUGCCGACAUUGGGUUAUAGUGCCGACAUUGGGUUAUAGUGCCGACAUUGGGUAAUAGUGCCGACAUUGGGUUAUGGUGCCGAUAUUGGACCACGGUGCCGACAUUGGGUUAUAGUGCCGACAUUGGGUAAUAGUGCCGACAUUGGGUUAUAGUGCCGAUAUUGGACCACGGUGCCGACAUUGGGUUAUAGUGCCGAUAUUGGACCACAGUGCCGACAUUGGGUUAUAGUGCCGACAUUGGGUUAUAGUGCCGACAUUGGACCACGGUGCCGACAUGGAGUCUGUCUCGGUGUUAAACUAUAUAUCGAUGAAAAACUCGACUAUACUUGAAGUUGACCUCAGGUGUGGUUUAGCAUCAGACUGUGCGGACCAGCGCCGGGACUGUAAGCUCGUUAACAUCUGAUCGUUUACUUCGAUACGAUUCUCUCUGCGUAUAGACCCGAGGACACCUCUAUAGAAGGUCGCUGAUGUGAGCCGUGAGUGGCCGCUCAGUCAGCUUUCAAGAAGGAUACAGCUUUACUUUCUUACCGCCAUACCAACCUCGAUUCGGAAAUUUCGAUUUGAGUAAGGAAACCAGCAAAGAAGUAUUCCUCAGAUUGUACUCCCUUUUGAGUGUCAAUGCCCAGGCGCUCAGAAACGACAGGGUGUGUAAAAUGUCCACAGCAAUAUAAUGGCACGACGUUUAUAUGACAUUCGGAACUGGUCGUUUAAGUUCGUUUUCUGGACUGAAUGCUUCGGUCACUCAUACGACAAUUUAGGAUCCUCGACGUUGAUUGGCUGAUAUGAAAGUUGACCUGAUGCGGCUUUGUUGUCAGAUCAGCCAGGGAGGUAUCGCAUCGGAGUAAACAAUCUGAAUUUAAUGAAAGUACCUUCCUUGUGAUAAAAGUUCGCUUUAAAUAUAUUGGUGCCUUAGUACAAAACUGGGUAUUUUAGGAAUAUUUUGUGUCUGUCUAUUCUGUGUGAAUAUUUGACUGUGAAUUAAACUGCACGUCAAAAGCAAGCGCCUACAACUGUCGUUUACACAUGUAUAUCGUGCUACCCGUGCUCGUGGGCUUUACAAAAAUGGUGAAUGUUUGAGACCUUCAUCACUUUGGGCUUUCCUCCCACAUCAAACUGACACCCCUUGAUAUAACUAGAAUACCGUUAAAAGCGGCGCUUAACCAAACUCACUCACUCACUAUUUUGUGCUUAUAUGAUACCUGAGUGAUAAUAUUCUAUUACUAUAACGGAAAGCAUGAACACAUUCAUUUAUUUCCAGGUAAAAUUUUUUAAAGGUACAAAUGCAAACUGAAUAUUCAUCUCGAUAAUGAUAUGUAAAUAUCAAACCAUCCAUCUAUUUAUUUCAAUGGAGGCUAGUCUCGAGGCCUAGCACUUGAUUAAAGUUAUUCAAAACCCAAUUUGUCUGGAUCCUCAAACUGUAUUAUGUAUAUCUAUCCAUCUGUUGAUAUUAAUCCUAAUUACCCACAGACAAUCACCAAUACCAAAGUCUAGCCCUAUCCCGAAAAUGGGAUUCUGAUCACAGAGCACAGCACCCCUUUAAAUGGGCGUCCACUAUAUGAAGGGGAAUGUACGGCGUAAACAUGUUUUAUCGUCUUUAGAAGACAACCAUUCGAUCACAUACCGGUCUUUUUAUUUUUUCACUUACUUUUGAACAUAUCGACCACCAUCUAUGGCUAUCACAAAUUGUAUGCAUGUAUAAUGGUCAGUGAUUUGAGAGUAAAAUAUAUAUCGAUCACAUGUCUAUCAAAAGUCAGUAUGAAUGUUUAUAUCAAUCUGUUGAGAGUGAACUGUAUAACCAAACAUGCAGCAUGUAUGAAUGUGUAACACCAUAAAGAGUAAAAGGUUAUUGUGUAUUAUUAUGUAUUUAUUAUGCAUUCAGUUUUGUUUAUUUGUGAAUAAAUAGAUUGCAAGUUA